This is a messenger RNA of Plasmopara halstedii, 963 nucleotides long. Its product is annotated as phytochrome-associated serine threonine protein phosphatase. The record is from RefSeq and is a predicted model, not a curated record. Gene Ontology annotation, molecular function: protein serine/threonine phosphatase activity. Gene Ontology annotation, biological process: peptidyl-serine dephosphorylation. The coding region runs from base 1 to 963 and encodes 320 amino acids. Gene Ontology annotation, cellular component: cytoplasm. Lineage: Eukaryota; Oomycota; Peronosporomycetes; Peronosporales; Peronosporaceae. The transcript has 3 exons.
AUGACAAGCGUAAAUGACGUGGUGUUGGAGGAGAUUAAGCCCUCGAGUAGCGGUAGCGGCCCCGACCAGUGGAUUGAAAACUUGCGCAAUGGCAAAGUAUUGAGUGAACUGGAGCUUAAACAGGUGUGCGAAAUAGUGAAGUUGCUACUUAUCGAGGAGUCCAAUGUGCAGCCCGUAAGUAGUCCCGUAACUGUCUGUGGCGAUAUUCACGGUCAAUUUUUCGAUUUACUGGAACUUUUCCGGUGCGGUGGUGACAUCGAAAGCACGAAUUAUAUUUUUAUGGGCGACUUCGUGGACCGCGGACACAACAGCGUCGAGACUUUCGAGCUCUUGCUGUGUCUUAAAGCUCGCUACCCAGACCGCAUUACUUUGCUGCGAGGUAAUCACGAAUGCCGGCAGAUUACACAAGUUUAUGGCUUUUAUGAAGAGUGUGUGCGCAAGUACGGCAACGCCAACCCAUGGAAGUACUGUACAGAUGUGUUUGACUACCUCAACUUGGCCGCCAUCAUUGACGGACGUGUGCUCUGUGUGCACGGUGGCUUGUCGCCCGAGAUUCGUACGUUGGAUCAGAUUCGAACAAUAGAGCGCCAGCAUGAGAUACCACACGAAGGAUCAUUUUGCGAUCUUAUGUGGUCCGAUCCUGAGGAUAUUGAGACGUGGGCCAUGAGUCCACGUGGUGCUGGCUACCUGUUUGGUGCGAAAGUAACACAAGAGUUCAAUCAGAUCAACGGACUUGACCUCAUCUGUCGUGCACAUCAGCUCGUGCAGGAAGGUUACAAGUACAUGUUUGAUAAUAGCCUCGUCACUGUCUGGUCAGCGCCAAACUAUUGUUACCGAUGCGGUAAUGUUGCAGCUAUCCUGUCGUUUGACGACAAUCUAGAGCGUGAUUUUAAGCUGUUUCGCGAGGUUGCUGAGUCCUCGGAUGGCUUUGACCAACGUGCGCUAGUGCCGUACUUCCUGUAA